Symbiodinium sp. CCMP2456 is the source of this 452-nucleotide messenger RNA. The record is from the annotation of a GenBank genome assembly. NCBI's taxonomy places the organism in Eukaryota, Dinophyceae, Suessiales, Symbiodiniaceae.
AUGUCCACUCUGUCGAUGGCCUGCUGCUGCGUCUUAGCAGAGGCUGUGGGGCCCCUUUGGCUCUUCCUGCUAAGCCUCGUGGGCGUGGGCAUCAUGCAGGGCCUUUCAACGUGGGGCUACCUUGAGGCAAAUGCUUUGCUGAUUUGCGUCCUCCUGCAGAUACCGCUGAGCAUCGCCUACUUGACACAUCGAAGGCUUGUGAAGCUGCACCCAGAAAGUGCCCUUGUCACCCUGGCCUUUCCUUGCAUCAACACCGCUUUGUGGGUUCUCUCCUUCUUCUACCUUCCGAUCGGCUCCAUCGCGAGCCCGGCCUACGACCUGGCGGGCCAGGCCCUCAUCCUGACCCAGUGUGCCGCGUGGUUCGGGCGCAGCGGUGUCACCUUCGUCCUCAGCUGGCUGGCGGCGGCGGGGGCCCACCGCUUUACCCACCCAACGGCGGUGCGGGGCUGGAG